Paramisgurnus dabryanus is the source of this 5227-nucleotide messenger RNA. Lineage: Eukaryota; Metazoa; Chordata; Actinopteri; Cypriniformes; Cobitidae. The record is from RefSeq and is a predicted model, not a curated record.
CAUGAUGUCGAACACACCUUGUGUUUGACGCGCUGUGACGUUCAGCAGCUCCACCGAAGCAAACAAAGGAGGAUGCCGAUCUGCAUGCGGCAGCCAAAUCCCGUUAAAAUGAUGUUAUUGUGUUCCAUAGCGUCGAAAUAGCACGCAACCAUGUAAUAACUGUGCAUUAUCAUAUGGAUAAAUGAAGUGGCGCAGGAUCUGCUGGAGGACGCGGGGGGAGAGAAAGAAUGUACUGGGUUGCUGGUUUCGCCUCCUCCCGGUCGCUCGUGAUUGAUCUCGGCCGAAAUCAGAGCCCGUCCUUCGGCUUAUGUGGCUCUGAUGAACAGCACUUAUUUUAUGGGUAUGUAGUAGCCGUUCCGCUGCAGGAUUUCGGUGGGAUCAUGUCGGGAUUGGUGUCGGAUUCCUGGUGGAAGAAGACCCUGUAUAUCACCGGCGGAGCGCUGCUGGCUGCCGCGGCAUAUCUGCUACACGAGCUCCUUUCCAUCAGGAAAGAGGAACAGCUGGAUUCUAAAGAUGCCAUCAUCCUCCACCAGUUCUCCAGGCCAAAGAACGGAGUGCCAAGCCUGUCACCUUUUUGCCUGAAAAUGGAAACCUAUUUGCGCAUGGUUGAUCUGCCCUAUCAGAACUACUUUGAUGGAAGUCUGUCUGCUCAGGGCAAGAUGCCGUGGAUUGAGUAUAACUAUGAGCAGGUGUGUGGAACUGAAUUUAUUAUUGAUUUCCUCGAGGAUAAACUCGGUAUGAGUUUAAACAAGAGUCUGAGCCCUCAGGAACAGGCAGUAGCGCGGGCCAUCACCACAAUGGUGGAGGAACAUUUGUACUGGACCAUGGCAUAUUGUCAAUGGGUGGAUAAUGUUCAUGAAACUCAGGAGAUGCUGGACUUUCCUGGACCCCUCAGUGAUCUGCUCAAAUGGAUUAUGUGCCACCUGACAGGUGGAAUAGUGAAGAGGGAGAUGUAUUGUCACGGUAUUGGCUGCUUUACUAAAGAGGAGGUUUACACCCUCAUGGAGAAAGACAUGCGCACACUGGCCACGCUGUUAGGCGAUAAGAAGUACAUCAUGGGUCCCAAGCUGUCCAGUGUGGAUGCUACAGUGUUUGGUCACCUUGCACAAGCCAUGUGGACGCUGCCUGGCACACGGCCUGAACAGCUUAUUAAAGGAGAACUGAUCAACUUGGCCAUGUACUGUGAGCGCAUACGAAGAAAGUUCUGGCCUGAAUGGUUUGUGGACUUAGAAGACUUCUGUUAUGACAGCGAUAGUGACACCACCAGCGGGACGCCCAGCUGCCAGCUAGACCUUGGCCUCUUUUCUAGGACAGACACUUUUGAAGAAAGUGAACUAAGCGCUCUGUCACAUGCUGACACACACUCGCAAGCCUCGGAGCACUCCGGACGCUCCCUCUCUGACUCUGAUAUUGAAGUAGAUGGUUCAGAUGUUGAGCAGCAGGUCAAGGGUUAAAUCAUAUGACAUCUGGCCUUUCUCAGACACCACUGGCUAUAUUUAAGGGAUGAACAUUUGUUAUAAUGGGUCACAUUUUGGUCCACAAUUUCCAGUCUUUGAUGGAGUACAGAGCGUAUGUGUAUGUGUGAGAUAAUAGGAGCUUCAACAUGAUGUCAGCCAUGGAUGUUUAUGAGAUUUACAUCACAGAAGUUGGACGCUCAGUUGAGCUCCCUUGGUGAAACAUCUUGGAAUGGUCGCAAUAUGUGAGUCACAGAAAAAAACCUCUCAGUUCCACUCAGAAAUCUUGGCUGUUUCAAUCUGGCUUCAGUUUUUUAAGAAAACCAACUUCUCUGUUGUUUGCCAGUUAAGUUUGGUGCAGUUCAGGUAGAGCCAGGAGAGGUGUACAUUGAUGUAACCCAGUGUUUUACUGCUAUAAUGCUGUAUAGCCUGAAGUGCAGCAACGCCAUUGUUACAAAGAGCAUCCCUAACUUUAAAUACUGUCAAAAAAGAUUUAUUGCUUAUUUGUUUGCUUAGCUCUUUAAAAUAAUAUUUUUUAUUGACAUUUAGAACAGAAUUAUGGCCGAAACAUAUUAGCUUGCUUGAUCCGGGACGUUUGUGUAAAGUUGACAAUUAGAAUUUGAUUUGAUUUGUGCCAACGGAAACUAAAGUUGUGCCCUCGCUUUUUUAACCCUGAUCAUUCCCGCUUCCAGAUCAGUCGAAAAAUAUAUGAUGGGAUUCAUAAGAAAUGACAAAAUGAAUUUAUUAAACAAUUACACUGCAAAUAUGAAUUUCUUAAUUGGGUCAUUUUGCUCAAGAAAAUGCAUUUUAAAUGUAAGAAUUUUUCGGUUAUUUGUACUGAAAACAAGACAAAAAUACUAAGAAAAUAAGUCUAAAUUUUAGACAAAAUAAAUACAAUUUAAGUGAAUUUUUGCUUAAAAAAAUUUAAGAAAAAAGCUAACUUAUUUCAAUUUUUUUUUACCCCAUUGGCAGAUUUUUUUGCUUGUUUUAGGCACAAAUUCACUUAAAUUGUAUAUGUUUUUGUGAGCAAAAUCACCUAAGAAAAUAAGUCUAGUUUUUAGACAAAAAAAGCAUCUUGAUUAAAGGAUUUUUUUGUUAUUUGUACUGAAAACAGGUAAAAAUACUAAGAAAGAAAGUAACUUUUGCUGUUUAAAGGGAUAGUUCAUCCAAAAAGAAAAAUUCUCAUGUUGUUACAAACCUGUGUAAUUUUUUUGUCUGAUAAACGAUAUUUUGAGAAACCAAUCAGAAGGCUCAUUGACUUCCAUAGUUUUUUUCCUACUAUGGAUGUCAGUGGGGCUUCUGAUUGGUUUUGUUACAAACAUACCUCAAAAUAUAUAUUUUUGUGUUCAUCAGAACAAAACAUUUUUAUACAGGUUUGUAACAACAUGAGGGAGAGUAAAUGAUGACAGAAUUUUCAUUUUUGGGUGAACUAUCCCUUUAAUGUUGCUUUUUCAAGCUUUAAAUCGCUUAAGAAAAGGUCAACUUAAUAAAACAUGUCAUCAGUCACAAACACAACAGAAGAACUUUAAAUGAUGUCCUGUUUUUUUUCUUUUCAAUUUUUUUAUGAUGAAACUUAAAUAUGUUCCACUAAUUGCACAGACAACCGCAAUGAGUACAUUAUUUAAAAUUCUCCUUUUGUGUUCCACCAAAGAAAGUAAGUCAAGUAUAGUUUUGAAAUGACAUAAGGGUGAAUAAACAAUGACACGUUAAUUAAUUCAAAUGCAGAAAUUACAAAGUGAUCCCAAUUUUUAUACAUAUUUAGGCUGAGUAAUGCAAUAAAAUCCAAUUCCUUUACAUUAUUUUUAUUUAUUAUGGCUGUAGUGUAUCAUCAGUUUCAGCUGACUCUUGAUCAGACUGAAUGGUGCUUGAUGCCCAUGUGCCUGACUGCAGCCAAACCUUCCCCUUCACCCCCCUGUGCCAUUCCUGAUAGUGAUGCUGGAUCUCUAAUUAAUGCCUGUGUUCUUACAUGCUACCACUAGAGGGCACUGUGACCAUUUACACGGUGGUCCUAUGCAGACCCUUGUGUUGCCCUUACAGCCACCCCGCUAGCUUUUGCCUUAAAAGAACAUUUUAAAAUAUCAAUAAUACCCAAGGUGUAUGAACAAUAGCAAACACUAAACAGUCAUCAACUUUGUUGGUGUAGGAGUUAGUCUGAUUAUGCAUAAGAGGUGUAAAAAUGUCUUCUUUCAAAUGUGUGAUUUGUGUACCAAAGUGUAGCGUGCGUAAUCUUAUGCAGAUUUGCCUUAGUUGAGGGAAAUGGUAAUGUGAUAGACAGUCGCAUGAAGAUUUCCUCUUUCUUUUGAAUUUACUUGAAACCCGAGCCAAUAUAAUCAAUUUAUUUAAACAUUUCUAGCUUUUAUGCAGAGUUAUGUUGUUUAUUUUCAUUGUUGUUUUGCACACUUUAAAUUAUUGAAAAAUUUUGGACAAUGUAAAGCUAUAGAUGGGAAACUUAGGGGAAACAAAUAGCACUGUAACAGGGUCCAUACAAUCUGUGUGUGUGAGAUAUGGAUACCUGCAAUACAUCAUUUACCUGCAUGCGUGUGAAUCUACAUGUUAAAAUCCUCUAUCAAGUGUUUAUUGUCUAUAUAGAAUUCCUCUAUAUAUCUUUAUCCCUUGAGUCUGGUUGAACAUGGGGAUGAACAAACCCAGUCCCCCAUGGAUCUUGUGUGUGUAAAUAUUACAUAACUUGCAACUUGGAUACGAAGUAUCACAGUAUGAAAGAUAUCUUGAAAAAACACUCACCUAAAUAUUGCCUUUUGACCCCUGAUAAGUUACGAAAAAGUUCAAUUUUUAAACCAUGCAUGAAUAGAUCCUCUCCACUAUUUUUUAAUGUACCCUGUGAUUUAUGUUUAUUUGCAGAAUAUGCAUUGUAGAUGUUACUUUGUGUUAAGAACAUAGCUGGAUUAUGUUCUUAUUUGAAAAGAAGAAGAGAUCUGUCAAAGUCUGUUUUGCUAUAAAUUUGUUUUUUAGCUUUUUAAAGUUAAUUUCCUGUCUGAAAGUAAAAUGAUGGUUGUAAACACAUACAAUAAUCUACCUAAUCUGAAUCAUCUACAAAAUAUAACAGAUCUUCCCAUGGGUGUUUUAUAGAUAGCUGGAACUGAGUGGUUGGUUACCAAUGAUUUCUCCAAAACAUCAAUUAAAUAGCUGUGACAAUUUUAAAGUAUGUGUGUAUGAGUUUAUUAUUUUCAAUGAAUAACACAGCUCACAGUUUUGUAUUCCUGCCUUUUUUGUUGUUUAAUGGCAUGUUAUUUAUUUAUUCAGCAUGUCUGUCCUCUGAUAAUGCACAUUAAUGCUAAACACAUUCAUAAUUUUUUAUACACUUUCAGGAAAAAGGUACAAAAGCUGUAAUUGGGACGGUACUACUGUAGGGGUGGACCAAUAAAUUCCGAUAUACAUUAAUAAUACGGCACGUGGCCGAUUCUUAAUCGCACAGCCGAUAAUGAUCAGUAAGUCCUUAUCGAUCUUAUAACAUGCAUUUGAAAAAGCAAAACUCGUAACCAUUAUACAUAUUCUUUAUUAUCAUGAAAAUACCUGAAGAACAGAAAUAUAAAUAUAUUUCCUGGAGCUGCGUGGUCUAUAGUUCCUCGUCUGCAGCGCACAUUGAGUUUCUGCACAAGAGCGCCCCCUGGCUUUUGGAUGUAGCGGCAUUUCACCUAAUACAUUGAGAAGCUUAGUAAGCAUCAUCGGACGAUAUAUCGGUGCACCCCUAGACGGUACCAUUUAAAAAACGUCUUUAAUUGUACCAUUUAGUUACCAAUAUGCACUCUUUCGUU